CUCUUCAUCCAUCUCUUAGUCCCCUAUAUUUACCUACAAAGGCCAAUUACUUCCAACAUAUCCAUCAUGCAGAUCAAAGCUCUUGCUUCUUUCCUAUUCGCCUCCGUGGUAGUUCAAGCCGCUCCCGGCACACCCGUUCAAGAGCGCCAGGCGACUCCGACCGUCUAUGGUCAAUUUUUUGCGGGCACUGCCUGCCUCCAGCGUCUGGUCGAUGACAUCGUGUUCGCUCAGAACACGGAGGAUUGCAUCCCCAACACCAUUACUGGCGGUUACGACAGCAUUAGUUUGACUGGGAACCAUCUUACUCGUACUUUGAGGGUCUACAGCCUCCCUGGCUGUCCCGUCAAUCAGGGUAACUACUUCGAUCUUCAUCCUGGAAAUCCCGACCAGUGUUUUGCUCAGAAAGUUGGCUCUGCGCGUUUCCUCUGAUACGACGCCUGUAGAGCCUAAAAGAGAGCUGAUGGGAUGUGGAG
Lindgomyces ingoldianus is the source of this 473-nucleotide messenger RNA. RefSeq lists its product as uncharacterized. The transcript has 2 exons. NCBI's taxonomy places the organism in Eukaryota, Fungi, Ascomycota, Dothideomycetes, Pleosporales, Lindgomycetaceae. The record is from RefSeq and is a predicted model, not a curated record. Bases 67 to 429 code for a protein of 120 amino acids.